This is a messenger RNA of Glycine soja, 796 nucleotides long. RefSeq lists its product as uncharacterized. The transcript is spliced from 2 exons. The record is from RefSeq and is a predicted model, not a curated record. The coding region runs from base 205 to 510 and encodes 101 amino acids. Lineage: Eukaryota; Viridiplantae; Streptophyta; Magnoliopsida; Fabales; Fabaceae.
CCAUACGUGCAAUAGAACUUAUUCUCCAUACUUACUGCACUAGACUACUAUUAUUGUUAUAAAUACCCAUCAUAAGUUCUUGAGGCUUUGAAAAGCGGAAACAUUAGGUGUUUUGAGUCAUUAUUGUUGUACCACCACGUACUGCAAUAAUUCACAUAUUAAUAAUACUACUACCUUCCCGAUUGAUUCUGUUUGUUGCAGCGAAUGGUUAGAGGAGGCAUCACCAAAGCAAGCUUGUCGCUUCUCGGGUCAUGCAGGGGAGCUAAGAGAGCCAAGAGUGGACUCAGCAAAUUCUCAGGCACUGCUCAACCUGCAGAAAGCUCUGGAGGAGUUUCAAAGAGUGGUGGGAAGAUUGAGGAUUCAGCUUGCUGGAUCCCACACCCACGCACAGGAAUUUACUUCCCAAAAGGGCAUGAGUGGGUGAUGGAUGAUGUUACAGAGGAUGCAGCUCGUUUAAGCCAAACUUAUUGGUUCAGAAAUGUUGAUGGUGUUGACAACCCCGGACACUAACCAUAAUAUAUGUUUCACAACAAUUAUUACGUAAUCCGGAAUCAUAUGGUCCUGAAUAAUAUUCAUGUGGCAUGUUAUCAACUAGUUUUCAUACAUUAGAAAAUAUACCAAUAUUAUAUAAAGAUUAGUGUAGUCUUGGACCAUUUAAUAAUUUCUCUUAGUUGAAGGUGCAACUGAGUUGUGACUUUUUAAGCAUGCAUAAUGACUAUUUGUAUCAUAACAAGUUUAUUAAGCUAUCUGUAUCACAAGUUUAUUAAACGUGCGUGAUUAGUCUCUUUGCUUUUUC